UUGCAGAGCUCUCACUGCAGCAGAUUUCCACUUUAGCUCAAUCGUCACUCUCCCACCAUUUCCGAUUUAGAAUAAACACACUCACACCCACACAUUGUGGCGGCGGCCGUCGGAAUAUUUUCCGGCGAUAGCCAAUCGUAACAAUGAUAUCCAUCCACACAAUCACCAAGCCCUCGACCCUCCAAUUCCGCCCCAAAAGGCCCUCCAGAAAACCGCCCAAAACCCUAGCUCCGAUCCACGCCCUCCUCCAGUACAACCGGAAGCCUCAGCUCGCCGGCGACACCCCGCGAGUGGUGGUCAUCACCUCCGGGAAGGGCGGUGUCGGCAAGACGACCACCACCGCCAACAUCGGCCUCUCCCUCGCCCGCCUCGGCUUCUCCGCCGUCGCCAUCGACGCCGACGUCGGCCUCCGAAACCUCGACCUCCUCCUCGGUCUCGAGAAUCGCGUCAACUACACCGUGGUGGAGGUCCUCAACGGCGACUGCCGCCUCGAUCAAGCCCUAGUCCGUGACAAGCGGUGGUCCAAUUUCGAGCUCCUCUGCAUCUCCAAGCCCCGCUCCAAACUCCCCCUAGGGUUUGGCGGAAAAGCCCUAAUUUGGCUUGUAGACGCCCUCAAAAACCGGGAAGAAGGCCCGCCCGAUUUCAUCCUCAUCGAUUGCCCCGCGGGGAUCGACGCAGGGUUCAUCACCGCCAUCACGCCGGCCAAUGAGGCAGUGCUGGUGACGACGCCGGACAUCACGAGCCUCCGCGACGCGGAUAGGGUGACGGGGCUGCUGGAAUGCGAUGGGAUUAGGGAUAUAAAGAUGAUUGUGAACAGGGUGAGGACGGAUAUGAUCAAAGGGGAGGAUAUGAUGUCGGUUUUAGACGUGCAGGAAAUGCUCGGGUUGCCGUUGCUGGGGGUGAUCCCGGAGGAUACAGAGGUGAUCAGGAGCACGAACCGAGGAUAUCCGUUGGUUUUGAACAAGCCACCUGCGUUGGCUGGGUUGGCCUUCGAGCAGGCGGCCUGGAGGCUGGUGGAGCAAGACAGUAUGAAGGCUGUGAUGGUGGAGGAGGAGCCCAAGAAGAGAGGUUUCUUCUCUUUCUUCGGAGGCUAAACCGAAUUCAGUGAUUGCAGAAUGUGUACAGUGUAGGUUUGCCUCGUUUUCGUUGUUUGUGAGUUUUGGUUAGGAUUUAGAGUGAUCAAUGGGGUGUAUCUUGAUCAAAAGGUGAGAGAGAUCGCUUUGGAUUUUGAUUUCUUUAUACAUGUGCUUCAUUCUUUCGCUCUCACAUUUAUUUCAAGACAUCAUUUUUGUUGA
Messenger RNA from Salvia hispanica, 1295 nucleotides. RefSeq names its product septum site-determining protein (MIND) (gene MIND). Gene Ontology annotation, molecular function: ATP binding; ATP hydrolysis activity. Gene Ontology annotation, biological process: negative regulation of cell division. The record is from RefSeq and is a predicted model, not a curated record. Gene Ontology annotation, cellular component: cytoplasmic side of plasma membrane; cytosol. Lineage: Eukaryota; Viridiplantae; Streptophyta; Magnoliopsida; Lamiales; Lamiaceae.